Molecule: messenger RNA, 534 nt
Organism: Parnassius apollo (apollo)
Lineage: Eukaryota; Metazoa; Arthropoda; Insecta; Lepidoptera; Papilionidae
Source: the annotation of a GenBank genome assembly
AUGAGAUACAAGGUGCCAAUGUGUUUAUCGAACCUACCAGCGAUGGCAGGGUGUCAGACGGCGAUUCUUGUGAGGAAGGAAGAAGAUAUUUACUUCCAUAAUUUAUCUCGUCGCCAGUUACUUGCGCUUGCAAGUGUUACUAUGAGGCGUCCGUUUGAUGAGGAAAGCAUUCUUAGCGAGGGUGAGGAACCCGUUAUGACAGAAACAGCGCCAAUGAAACGAGAUAGUCAUGGAAUGUUACGCAGGAAAGGACGGGGAUGGGAACGCGGAAGGGCUCGCAGAAGAUCGCGCGGUAGAGGGCCUAGAAUAGGAGGGGAAAGAGAUGGUAGAGCAUCGCUUGAUCGUGGUGAAGUUAUGGCAAACGAAGAUGUGGAAUCCGAUGAUUCAUCACCGUCAUCACUGGAGCAAAAGAAUCGCAGAAGGGCACGCGGAAGAGGGCGAGGAACAGCUACUCAAUACCAGGGUAAUUAUGGCACCACCCAAAAAAAAAUUCUAAAAAAGAUCAGACACAAGAAAAAAGAAUGUGAGAGGUGA